AUGAUAAUCUCCACUAUUGUAAAAUACAGUGAACGUUGUUAUUCAUCAGCCCGUGCACUUCCCGAUGGUUCUCAGCUAGUAAAAUGUAAGUGUGGUAUGGAAGAUUAUUCUCAAUACCAUCAACGUCAAAAUGAUCUACAACAACAUCAGCUUUAUAGACAAAAUAUACCAGAUUCACAACAGAUAACCGAAAGUUUUGAAUCGGUUCGGUUAUCGAACGAAACAGUUUAUCCACCUCAAUGGCAAUUACAAAACAUACAUUCACAGGGAAUCUCAUCCCAGUAUCCAUCUCAUGAUUUCUCUGUAUCUUCUCCAUCAUUACGCGGUCAAAUAGCACCACAAAACUUUAUGCCACCAUUUUAUCAAUGUAAUGCACCUGGUAUCAUGUUUCCAUUUUCCAAUACGGAUCAAGCUCUAGUACAAGAACCUUCAAUACCUAUUGUACCAUCAACAAUUGUUUCAAAUCCACAUUAUAAACCUGAAGGGUCAAUAAUACAGAUAGCACAAAAUAAUGGUAUUAGUUAUGAUAGCGGUGAUCAUUUAGGGAAUAGUGUUAGUCGUCCGAAUGUAAUACUUUCUACAUCAGAAGUAAAUGAUGCCGCUCCAUCUACAACAUCAAAAACUACUACCCCGACAAUGACAAUAGUUGCUGAAGCAACAGAGUCGACACCUGUGACCGAUGAUCCGUCAUUUGAACCUGUACAGUCCACAGGACUCAUUUAUAAUUUAAAAAAUUAUCGUUAUAAUUCUUUUUUAUUCGAUUUGUAUUGUGAUUUUGAUCCUGUUUGUGGUCAAUUUGGUAGUCCAACUGGUAUUUGUACGUUGCCGGAUGAUCGUUUACUAGUGGCUAAUUUUGACUGUGAUUCUAUGCUAUUAAUCGAUAUCUCGGGAGUUGUACAUGAAAUAUACAAAAAUUUAGUUUCGCCAAAAGCCGUUGUUCAUUUUCCAUUUGCACCACAAGCAGUUGUUGCCACGCGAAGAGAUCUUGCUCAACUAAACGCUUUGAAUUUAGUUGAAACUGGCAAACUCUCUCUACAACAUGUGGAGCAAGAACGAACACAACAACGUCCGAAAGUUUAUCCGUAUUCUGCCUAUUUUCUAUCGAAUUUAAUAUUUGUGUUAACUAAUCAUAAAAAUGUAUGUUCCAUACAGCAAUAUGAUUCUAAUUUUACCUUGAAAUCGACAUAUAACUUACCACCAUCUGUACAAUCCUAUUCUUUAUUUGUCGAUAACGAACAAAAGUGUUUAAUAGCGGAUACUACCAAUCAUCGUCUAAUAUCAGUAGAUAAACUUGGUCAACUUGAAGAGCAUGAAUGUGAAUCAAUACAUCAACCAUAUUCAUUCACAUUUUUAUCGAAUGGCGCAAUUUGUAUUACAGAUCGGACAAACAAGUAUGGAACAAAUGGCGGAAUUGGUAUUAUAUCAACAGAACCAAUUUAUCAAUCGUAG
Molecule: messenger RNA, 1449 nt
Organism: Didymodactylos carnosus
Lineage: Eukaryota; Metazoa; Rotifera; Eurotatoria; Philodinida; Philodinidae
Source: the annotation of a GenBank genome assembly